UUAAAUGCUGCUGUAGGUCAAAAGCCUUUAGGUUUGGGUCUUGGAGGUCCACCACAAGGUGCAUCAUAUGGUUACCCAGGUCCCACCAAAAAGAUAGAGAUACCAAAUGGCAGAGUUGGUGUUAUAAUUGGCAAAGGUGGGGAGACUAUUAAGUAUCUCCAACUUCAGUCUGGGGCAAAGAUUCAGGUCACUAGAGACAUGGAUGCAGACCCUAAUUCUUCUACCAGAGGAGUUGAACUCACGGGCACACCUGAUCAAAUAGCUAAGGCCGAGCAGUUGAUUAAUGAUGUUCUUGCUGAGGCUGAAGCAGGUGGUUCUGGCACGGUUGCUCGACGGUUUACUGGACAGCCGUCUGGAGCAGAACAGUUUGUAAUGAAAAUUCCUAACAACAAGGUGGGGCUUGUUAUUGGUAAAGGAGGUGAAACCAUUAAAAAUAUGCAAGCAAGUUCAGGGGCUCGUAUCCAGGUGAUACCUUUACAUUUGCCACCGGGGGAUACGUCCUUGGAGCGGACCGUGCAAAUUGAUGGAAGCAGUGAACAGGUUGAGGCUGCAAAACAGUUGGUCAAUGAAGUCACAAGUGAGAACCGCCUUAGAAAUCCAGCGAUGAGCGGUGGUUAUUCUCAGCAAGGUUAUCAAAAUCGACCUCCUACAAGCUGGGCACAGCCCGGUGCACAAAUGCAGCAACAACCUGGUUUUGGCUAUGUUCAACCUGGUGCAUACCCAGGUCCAUCACCUCAAUAUAACUCGAAUCAACCUCAUUAUCCUGGUUAUCCUCCUCAACCCACCUCAGGUGGAUAUGCCACUGGCUGGGACCAAACAACUGCUCCACCAAAUCAGCAAACUUCUCAGGUAGGCAGCUAUGAUUACUAUAGUCAGCAGCCACCUGCUUACAGUCAAGGGCAAGGCUAUUCCCAAGAUGGCUAUGGUGGAUAUAAUGCAACAGCUCCUCAACCUAGUUAUGGUCAGCCCCAGCCAAAUCCCGUUCAGGGCUAUGAUCAGCAGCAGCAAGGUUACAAUUCUACCUAUGGCAAUGUCUUGAACCCAACAUCUGAUGGCCAACCCCCUGCAUAUGGAACCACUGGUGAUGCCACUCAAGCACCUGCAUCUGGCCAGGCUGGUUAUGGUGUCCCCCCAACUUCGCAGGGUGCUUAUGGAACCCAACCGCCGGCAGGCUAUGGACCACCUCAAGGUCAAAAACUUCCGAGUAGUCAGCCAGCUUAUGGGCAGCCACAGCAGUCACCAAGUGCCCAAGGAGGGUAUUCUCAGCCUCCAGUUCAGCCUAGCUAUGCUCACUCUCAGCCUCCACCUACUCAGCCAGGUUAUCCCCAGACAGAUUCUGGUACCCAGCGACCAUCAUCAGGUUAUCUGACAUCUCAGCCAGGGUACGGUCCCCCACCUUAUGGAGCACCACCGACUCAAACUGGAUACGGUGGUCAACAGCAGCCACCACUGCAUAACACAGCUUAUGGUGGUGGUUAUUCCCAACCGCCAGUUUACUCCGCUGAUGGUUCUGCAGGUGGUGGUGGUGCACGUGGAACUUACGAUGCAGCUCCAGCUCAAACUGUACAACCUAGCGGGUCUGCUAAAGCCUCACCACCCAGUUGAUGUGUCAUGGAGGUGAUACCAGGGUAUAUGCGGUGGUCUCUGGAAUGGUAAGCAUAUGGUUUAGAUAAGGUCUACUUUAGUAGUGAGGGUCGAAUUGAAUUUACUAUUUUGUUAAUGCCUUUUCUUAAUUAUUUUGGAAUCCUAGAUAUCUUUUGUGCUUUGUGUUACCCUUAAUUUCUUGUCUUGGAUUGUUAUUGCUCAUCGUGUUAAGAUUGUUAAAAUAUAACUUCUCUAGAUUUUGUUUCAUUAA
This is a messenger RNA of Olea europaea var. sylvestris, 1855 nucleotides long. Its product is annotated as far upstream element-binding protein 2-like. The record is from RefSeq and is a predicted model, not a curated record. Gene Ontology annotation, molecular function: mRNA binding. The annotation marks the transcript as partial. Gene Ontology annotation, cellular component: cytoplasm. The transcript is spliced from 5 exons. Lineage: Eukaryota; Viridiplantae; Streptophyta; Magnoliopsida; Lamiales; Oleaceae. Gene Ontology annotation, biological process: regulation of gene expression.